Messenger RNA from Psammomys obesus (fat sand rat), 1325 nucleotides. RefSeq names its product vomeronasal type-2 receptor 116-like. Gene Ontology annotation, biological process: G protein-coupled receptor signaling pathway. The transcript has a single exon. NCBI's taxonomy places the organism in Eukaryota, Metazoa, Chordata, Mammalia, Rodentia, Muridae. The record is from RefSeq and is a predicted model, not a curated record. Bases 371 to 1297 code for a protein of 308 amino acids. Gene Ontology annotation, cellular component: membrane. Gene Ontology annotation, molecular function: G protein-coupled receptor activity.
AUUUUUGUUCAACAUACAAUGUAUAUAUAACUAGGAGCUCAAUGUAUUAAAAAAACAUUUGAAGGAUUACUUGACAGUUUUAUUUCAUCUGAAUAUGAGUAAUAUAGAUUUCACUGCCCUAGAGAAACAGUGAUAAAUUAUUGAGCAAGAAGCUUAUUAAGUAAACAAGAUAAACAAGAGAAAUGGAAAUUAUAAAGAGUUCAUGAUUUUGGCAAUCUCAGGAAGCAGAAUAUGCCAGGCUACACACAUCAUUGAAGGGCAUUCUCAUGAAUUAAAUGUGCAAUGUGUAAAGCUGAACAUGUAUAAGCUGUAUAUGUAUAAACUGUAUACAUAUAUAAGCUGUAUAAGCUGUAUACAUGUAUAAGCUGAAAUGUUGAUUCAUUUCCUCCACACAGAUCAGCAGGAGUGCAUCCCCUGCCUAAGUCAAGAGUACCCAAACCCUGAGAGAAACCAGUGCCUGCCCAAGACAGUGACCUUCCUAUCCAUUGAAGAUCCUCUGGGCAUGGCUCUGGCCUGCACAGCUCUUUCCUUCUCUGUCAGCACAAUUGCAGUUCUGGGAAUCUUUCUCAAACACCAAGAAUCAGCCAUUGUUAAGGCCAAUAACCGGACUCUCAGCUACAUCCUGCUCAUCUCCAUCCUCCUCUGCUUCCUCUGCUCCUUUCUUUUCAUUGGCCGUCCAAACACAACCUCCUGCAUACUGCAACAAAUAACAUUUGCACUUGUGUUCACCUUGGCUAUUUCCACCAUUUUGGCAAAAACUAUAACUGUAAUUCUGGCCUUUAAGGUCAUGAAACCAGGAAAAACAAUGAGAAGAUUGUUUGUCGCAGGUGUCUAUAAUGCUGUCAUUCCCAUCUGUGUCCUGAUCCAACUAAUUCUCUCUGGAGUCUGGCUGGGAACCUCCCCUCCCUAUAUUGACAUAGAUGAACACUCUGAACAUGCUUAUAUCAUCAUUUUAUGCAGCAAGGGCUCAGUUACUGCUUUCUACAGUGUGCUGGCAUACUUAGGGUCCUUGGCCCUAGGGAGCUUCACUGUGGCUUUCCUGGUGAGGAACUUGCCUGACACAUUCAAUGAGGCCAAGUUCCUGACAUUCAGCAUGCUGGUGUUCUGCAGUGUCUGGGUCACCUUCAUCCCUGUCUACCAGAGCACCAAGGGCAAAGCUAUGGUGGCUGUGGAGGUGUACUCCAUCUUGGUCUCCAGUGCAGGGCUGCUGGGAUGCAUCUUUUUCCCUAAGUGCUACAUUAUUCUCUUAAGACCUGAUAAGAACUCUUUGAGAUGUAUUAAAAACAAAAAAAGCUAAUAAAAAUUGAUCCUUUUGAUGUAUUAGU